ACGUCUCUGCUUUGUUGUCCAGAGCAUUUUGCUUUCCCUGUUGUUUGGAGUCUAUGCUUGUGUUUUCUAAAACCACUCCAAAGCCCCAAGGACCAUGGAGCUGGGAGCAGCCUCUGUAACCCGCCUCCCGAAGAGCUGGCCAGGAAGUGAGUGCUGUGUGGAGACCUAAAGCGCCGCUUAAGAAGCGGAGCCUGUGAAUGGUCUGGAGACGGAGAAGAAGCCUUUUAUGGUUGAUGGCAAACCUCAAGCGUCUUCCCACCACAUCUCCCUCCUCUAGCCCUGCACCUCCCCACAAACAGACCCAGCUCUCCUGGAAUAACGCGUCCAGCAGCAAACUGACUGCAGCAGGCGCCCCCAUUCUGUGAGGCUUCAGGAGCCAGCUCUGCAGCGGCAGCAACAUGAACCUGAGAACUGUCCUCAUCCUCCUAGUCCUGGCGCUAGCCACGAUCUUCGCUUUGGUUUGUGUGUUGCUGACGAGAGGAGUGAAACCAGCCAGCUGUGAGCCGCAGCCCCUGAGCAGCCAGGGGGGAAAGCACAGUGAUCAGAGCCUGGUCUUCGCUGAUCUGACGCCGGAAGAAAUGAAGCAAGUGGUGAUGUAUCUUCAGGAAAACCUUGGGGUGCCAUUGGUAGAUGCCUCUCAAGCAAACCCUUCUGAUAACUGCAUUUAUUACAUUGAUGUGCAGCUCCCCACCAAGGCAGAGGUGCUGGGGUUCUUGGAUCGUGGGGGCAGGCGACCCCUACGGCAGGCGCUGGCUGUGGUGUAUUUUGGAAACCAACCAGAUCCGAAUGUCACGGAGUACGUGGUGGGUCCCCUGCCCAAGCCGACGACUCACAGGGAUGUCACAGUGCGGAAGUACGGAGGGAAGCUGCCGUAUCACCGCAGACCGGUGACUGAGAAGGAAUACAAGGAUAUUGACCGCUUUGUCUACCAGGAGUUCGCCAAAGCACCCAGCUUGCUCAGAGAGUGCUGUGAUUAUGAUGAGACCAAUUUUGCUACCCUCACCACAGUUCCUCGGGGGUUCCAGUCAGGAGAUCGUGCCACCUGGUUUGUUCUGUUCCAGAACGUGCAUGGCAGCGGCUACUAUCUGCACCCAGUGGGGCUGGAGGUGCUGGUUAAUCACAGCAGCCUGAACGUCUCCCAGUGGAGGAUAAGCCAAGUGUUCUAUAAUGGCCAGUACUAUGGAGACAUGGAGCAGCUGGAGACCGAGUUCAUACAAGGCCGCGUGGAAGAUGUAAAAGUUAAGAAAGUCCGACCUGACGAGGAAUUUGGCUCCAUGAGGCCCAGAGCAGCCCACAUGGCACCAGGCCCUUUGCAAUAUGAGGCCUGUGAGCCCCGCUACAGCAUCCAAAACAAUCACGUCAUCUUCCAGUCCUGGAGUUUCGCCUUUGGGAUGGAUGUGAACACAGGACCACGUCUCUUUGACAUCAAGUUCAAUGGAGAGAGGAUUGUCUAUGAGCUGAGUCUCCAAGAAGCCCUUGCUGUCUACGGCUCUAAUUGUCCCGGCGGGAUGGUGACUAGAUAUAUGGAUGGGAGCUUUGGCAUCGGCAAGUUUGCUUUUGAGCUGGUCAGAGGUGUUGAUUGCCCCUACACAGCCACCUAUGUGGAUAGACACUAUCUAGCUGAAUCAGAGACCCCUAAAGUUAAUAAAAACUCCUUAUGUAUUUUCGAGCAGGACACUUCAGUCCCACUGAGGCGCCAUUACUCCAACUUGCAGUCCCUGUACUAUGGCGGGCUGACUAAAUAUGCCCUUGUUCUUAGGGCCAUUUCAACUCUCAUAAACUAUGACUACGUCUGGGACUUCAUCUUCUACCAGAACGGAGCUAUUGAAGUAAAAAUCCACGCCACUGGCUAUAUUAGCUCGUCCUUUCGCUAUGGCACAGGCACCGAACAUGGCAAUCGGGUUGGGGAACACACCCUAGGGACAAUGCACAACCAUCUCAUCAAUUAUAAAGUGGACUUGGAUGUUGGAGGAACAAAGAAUUCUCUGGUGGCUCAUGACAUGACAUUCGAUACCGUGCAGGCUCCUUGGAGUCCAGAGCACCAGAUACAGAGGCCACGGCUCACCAGGAAAGUCCUGGGCACUGAGGACAAGGCCGUGUUCCCACUUCACUCCAAGAUUCCCAGAUACAUCCACUUCACCACCAAUGCUGAAAAUAGGUGGGGCCACCAGCGUGGCUACAGGAUCCAGAUAGUCAGCUUUGCUGGGGACCAUCUGCCAGAAGCCAGUUCCAUGGAGCGGUCCAUCAGCUGGGGGAGGUACAAACUGGCCGUCACCAAACGGAAAGAGGAGGAGCCGACCAGCACCAGCAUCUACAACCAGAACGACCCCUGGACGCCCACCGUGGCCUUCGCUGACUUCAUAGACAAUGAGACCAUCGUAAAUGAGGACCUGGUUGCCUGGAUUUCUGUUGGCUUCCUGCACAUCCCGCAUACUGAGGAUAUUCCUAACACAGUGACUGUGGGGAACGGAGUCGGCUUUUUCCUGAGACCCUACAACUAUUUCGAUGAAGACCCCUCUGUUCACUCACCUGACGGCAUCUAUUUCAGAAGUGACCAGGACCCCAGCAUGUGUGAAGUGAACCAUAUUGCCUGCCUGUCAAAGACCGCCUCGUGCUCACCAUCCCUCCCCCCAUUCACCUACAACGGCUUCCAGAACCAGACAGGUCCCUGAGCCGCUGACUGCAGGGCCUUGUAAGCGUGCUGGUGAUCGACUGUUCGUUGGGCCACGUGCUCAGGUGUCCAUCGAACGCAGCCGUCAGCCCUGGCUCACCGAUCCCUGUAGAUGGUUUAUACAGGGCCAUCCUUAGCCAUACGCAGCAUACGCGGCUGCCUAGGGCACCAGGGAAUGUGGGGCACCAAAUUGCCCCAAAUUUCAUGGUGCCUUCGGCAGCUGGGUGCUGCAUACGCGACAGCACUAGCCCUGGUGACCAGCCCUGUCCCUCGGCCGGACCCCCUGCAAGGGGCAGGGCCGUCCCUAGGCGGGUGUGGGGCCCCGACAACUCCCUCUGCCCUGCCUCUUACCCUUCCCCCUGCUCCGGGCACGCCCCCAUUCCACCUCUUCGCCCAGCGACCCCGCACUCACUGGCCCCAGCCCGCUCUACUCCACCAGCUCCCAGCCGCGGCGCUCCACUUCCCGCCGCUGCUGGUGAGUGGGGGGAUCCCUUCUCCCAAGCCCCCUCCCUCAAGCGACACGGCUGGGGCCAAGACGAGGGAAGCGGACCGGGCUGCUCCCAGCCCCCUGCUAAUCCCCCGGACCACUCUGGGCCUGUGGGGCCCCCAAAAGUGGCCCCCCACAGCUCCUGCCUCCCAGACUCUGGUGGGGGGGGGAGGCCUGGGGCCCCACACAGUCCCCCCCACCCUCUGCGGGGUGGCUAUGUAGGGCACCCAAAUGGCUAGGGACGGCCCUGGGUUUAUAUUUAGCUGAACAGUCACACUGCUUACAGUGAAAGAGGGUGCUCUCUCUCUGAUCAAACAUCAUUGGUGUACUCUGGUGCUGGACUGAAAUCAAAAAAAUGCGCAAGUCCUAGGCAAAGCACUGAGAUCAGACAAGGAGAAAUCUUGCACUACCCAGCGCUGAAUAGAUGAGACCCCUGCAGCAUGUCUUAUUUCGCCUCCCUUUUUUCCUGUGAUCCCCUGGUCACUAAGUACAUUUCGGGCUGGAUUUUCAAAGGAGCUCAGCUCCAAUUUAGGCACUUAAAUGGGCCAGUCAGAAGUUUUGUAGGUGGGAGCUGAAUUCCUUUGAGAAUUUGGCCCUUCAAGUGCAGUUCUGCAAAGUGAUUCUAGCUAGAUGGCAGCCUGGGAUUUCUCAACAUGCAGGUGACUGAAGCUGCUGCAAAUCCUGUAUAAUGCAGCCCACAGAAUUGUGCAGGGCGGCACAUGGCUGGUCUCAUCUCUAAGGCCACGGGGAUUGAGAUGGCGCAGUGCACGCUGGAAUCUGUCAGCAAAACAAGUUGUACCUCUGUAUGAAAGAGGAGAGGUGGCUGCAGUCUGCUCCAUUGAAUGCCAAGUAGGUGCAUCGGUCAGGUUCCUGGCGUGUUGUCAGCAGGGCCCUCAAUUGGACAAAGUUUGAAAUACCUCAUGUUUAAUUAAAGUUUUCCCAGGUCCCUUUUGAUUCAGCAGAUACCUAGUGACCUGGUGCAGAGUUGCAGUUUAUCUAAGAGUGUAUAUAAGAAAAUUAGACACAGAAGCUCUGCACACUCACUAGACGUGACCUGACGUAGCUUCAAGUAAAACAUUCACUAGCAAGCGUCUGUCGUCUUCUCACAGGCCUACCAAGGAGCUCAGGGUGGAUGUGCAUUCAAGACCAAUUUUUAUUUCCUGUAACAUUUCUGUAUUGCCACAAGCUCUGAAUCCUCAUUGGCUUAGAUGUAUGUCAGUCAAAAUAUUACAGCUGUUAGUACAUUCACAUCUACACCUCUACCUCAAUAGACCGCUGUCCUCGGGAGCCAAAAAAUCUUACCGCAUUAUAGGUGAAACUGCGUUAUAUCGAACUUGCUUUGACCCACCGGAGUGCGCAGCCCCGCCCCCCUGGGAGCCCUGCUUUACCGUAUUCUAUCCGAAUUCGUGUUGUAUCGGGGUUGAGGUGUAUUCAAUAGUUACACAUAUGUCACGUUAUAAAACACAGGAAAAGAUGUGCUAUUAAUACUGAACCUAAUAAAAGGUAAGUGACAGCA
Molecule: messenger RNA, 4674 nt
Organism: Malaclemys terrapin pileata
Lineage: Eukaryota; Metazoa; Chordata; Testudines; Emydidae
Gene: AOC3
Product: amine oxidase copper containing 3
Exons: 4
Coding region: 399-2672 (757 amino acids)
Biological process (GO): amine metabolic process
Cellular component (GO): plasma membrane
Molecular function (GO): primary methylamine oxidase activity; quinone binding; copper ion binding
Source: RefSeq, a predicted model, not a curated record